AUGGAUUCUUGUUUCAGCAUGAACAACAAUGCUAAACAAAGGGGUAUUUUUAGUUCGUUGAUUCCGUCGGCCGACGAAGAUGAGAAGCAACCGGAGAAGAAGAAAGCCAUGGAUUCCGAUCAAAAUGAAGCCAUGUUCGAGCGUAACCAUAACCAGCAAGCUCAGGCUAUGAUUGACUAUUACAUCCAACUUCAGGAUCCUUGCUCUGGGAUGAAUGGGUUCGACCAUUUGCUAACCAAAAGACCUCGUCGUUGUUCUACUUCUGGCCUCGUUUCUGACAAUGUGGGCUCUAAUGUUCAGGCGCCGGCGAGAUCUGGAUCGCCUUCUUCUUCGGGUCUGCGCCAUCGCCGGCUAUGGGUGAAGGAAAGGCCAAAGGAAUGGUGGGAAAAGUGCAGCCACCCUGACUUCCCGGAGGAAGAAUUCCGGCGAUCGUUCCGAAUGGGCAAAGCAACGUUCAGCAUGAUCUGCGACGAACUCGGACCGGUGCUGAUUAAAAAAAACACGACGCUUCGUGAGGCUAUUCCGGUGAAGCAACGAGUUGCUGUGUGUAUAUGGAGUUUAGCCACUGGAGAUUCUCUCCGCCUUGUGUCCGAACAGUUUGGUUUAGGCGUAUCAACCUGUCACAAACUUGUCCUCGAAGUGUGUUCCGCCAUCAAAACAGUUCUAAUGCCUAAAGUUAUUCACUGGCCCGAUGAAUCAAAGAUGAAGAUGAUCAAGAACGAGUAUGAACAAAUCUCCGGCAUACCAAAUAUCGGAGGCUCAAUUUACACAACCCAUAUUCCCAUCAACGCACCAAAGAUCAACAACGGAGUUGAAUAUUUCAACAGGCGUCUCACUGCGAGGAAUCAGAAAAAUUCAUACUCAAUUACAAUUCAGGGUGUCGUAGAUCCUAAAGGGAUCUUCACAGAUGUUUUUAUUGGUGGAUCUGGCUCCAUGAACAAUGAUCAAGUGGUAGAGAUAUCUUGUUUAAACCAGAGAGCCAAUAUGGGAUAUCUAGAAGAUGUAUGGAUAGUGGGAAAUUCUGGGUUUCCUCUGAUGGAUUGGCUUUUGGUUCCAUAUACAGAAGAAAAUCGCACCUGGAGCAAACAUGUGUUUAACGAGAAGAUUGGGGAUGUUCAAAAGGUUGCUAAGGAGGCGUUUGGGAGAUUGAAAGGUAGAUGGGGUUGUUUGCGGAAGAGAAGAGAGAUGAAGCUUGAAGAUUUGCCUCUGAUUCUUGGGGCUUGCUGUGUUCUGCAUAAUAUCUGUGAGAUGAGGAACGAAGAGAUGGAUCCAGAGUGGAAGUUCGACGUUUUUGAUGAUGAAGUGAUACCUGAGAACAACAUAAGAUCUGCUAAUUCAGUCCUGGCUAGGGAUUACAUAGCUUAUAAUUUGUUGCACCAUGGCCUUGUAAGGUAUUAGGUAAUUUUUCCUAGUUAGGAAAGGAAUUCAUUUUGA
Messenger RNA from Neltuma alba, 1434 nucleotides. RefSeq names its product protein ALP1-like. The coding region runs from base 1 to 1398 and encodes 465 amino acids. Lineage: Eukaryota; Viridiplantae; Streptophyta; Magnoliopsida; Fabales; Fabaceae. The record is from RefSeq and is a predicted model, not a curated record. The transcript has a single exon.